Molecule: messenger RNA, 2627 nt
Organism: Ixodes scapularis (black-legged tick)
Lineage: Eukaryota; Metazoa; Arthropoda; Arachnida; Ixodida; Ixodidae
Gene: APC4
Product: anaphase-promoting complex subunit 4
Exons: 3
Coding region: 243-2525 (760 amino acids)
Biological process (GO): positive regulation of mitotic metaphase/anaphase transition; protein K11-linked ubiquitination; anaphase-promoting complex-dependent catabolic process
Cellular component (GO): anaphase-promoting complex; nuclear periphery
Molecular function (GO): protein binding
Source: RefSeq, a predicted model, not a curated record
AUCGAGCAACAUUGGGAUCAGGCAGCAGCCAGGAGCAGGCUUUGAAGUUUAAACUUUACGCGCCGUGAACCUGCAAGACGAAAAAUGUGCACAAAUCGCACGAUCUUGCUACGUGAUGGCAUCAGCCAACGUUUAUGAUCACCGAUAGUGUUACAAAUAGUUCCCUUAUCCGAUGAAAAUCACCGUACAUCGCGAGAAGUGACCGAACCGUCAGUCGUUCUAGUUUCCACGCUCUUUUGAAGAUGGCAUCGUUUCGUCAGACCGAAGAACGUAAUGUUUCCGGAGAGGUAGACUUGAUGCUGUGGUCGCCCAAACUGGAUCUGAUAGCCCUGGCGUUGGUACAGGGCCAAGUAGCCCUGCACCGCCUUUCGCGUAAGAGAGUCUGGCUUCGCGCCCCACCCGGGGGCAAAGAACAGAACAAGGUCAAGAGCCUGGCUUGGAGACCAGACGGCAAAAUUUUGGCCAUCGCCUAUGACACAGGGACCAUAAUACUCUGCAACGUUGAGAACGCCGACAUCAUUCACACGAUUGAGGUUGGGUCCUGCAUCAGCACACUCACUUGGGCUUCAGACGACUCGUCCGCGACCAAUGGCGAACCCAGAUCGGACAUCUACAAGGACGUUUCCAAGACCUACCUUCCCAACCUGCCGAGUCUGAACAAGACUUACAGUGCCUCUUCGGCCAACAAAAACACCGACGAAAAUGUGGACGAUUCAAAGAUGUUGAAGUACCAGGACGACUUCAACGUGCUGGUGGCUGGGACUGUCAACGGACGAGUGCUCUUGUACGCGUAUGGAGUUCUUCUGUGCGCAGAAUUCGAAACUCAAGUAGCUGGCUAUGUCAGAGACCACACUAAGCAAAUUGUCUCUGCCCUUCUUUCCAACAGGCUGGGCAGACUAACUCUUGUGGUUGAAUCAAAGCGCAGCAUUGGAAAGUGUCUUUAUUUGCAAAGUUACAAUCUGGCAACCCUUCGGGACAAGUCACAAGAACUCCAGGUUGUGGCAUUGAAGUACGGGCAGACUGCGUCACUCUUGGGCUAUCUCACAGCCACGGUUGGUGCCAUCAGGGAAGUCUGGGAAGACAUCUUGCUUGAAAUAGACUCCAAGUUGGUUAACUAUGCUCAAGAGAAGCAUCGCACGUCUAGUGGUACCGUUAGCGACGACUUGCUGGAGCUGUUGAUGUUUGGGACGCCAUCCGAUGCACUAGAGAAAUUCCUUCGCCACGAUCUUACAGAGAAGGGACUCAAGAAACUGGGUCACUCCAUCGACCUCUGCUACUGCAACAUUCAGAAUUAUGUCCUGAAGCACCUGCAGACUGUCACCGAGGCACUGUACUUCCACUUCUGCGACCUCCGAGGCAUGGCACGCUGGGAGGAGAGGUUCGGCACAAUCGGGCUGUCCGAAGCCGCCGUCGCCAAUGUGCUUCAGUGUACUGGUGCCUUCUUGAUGAAGCUCAUGGAACUGCUGCAAGUCAUCGACUCGAGCAUGAGGAACUUCAGAGCUUUCUUCCGCUGGCUGUACGCAGUCAUCUUGAGGCUGUCCGACGAUCCCGUGCCCGCGGGGGUUACGCACGCUACGCAGCAGGACAUCAACUUCGUGGCGGAAUUCCUCAAAGAAAACUUUGCAGUAGAGUGGGACGAAGCAAACCGGUCUUCGUUUAGUCUGGAGAGGGUUGGCCAGUACCUAAAAGAUGAACCACUGACAUUUCAGGUCCAGAACAAUGUCUGGUGCCAGUUUCUAGAGGCCAACCCAGGAAUCAAGAACAGCGGCCUUCUGGUUCCUCAUAACCUGGACAGGUCGCUCGUCCAAGAGCACAGUCACCUCGAGAAGGCUGUUGGAGCGGCGUUUGUGGGUCCAGCCGACGCAUUGGGCCGCUGCACUGUCAAGGAAUUGCAGACGACGCUGGCAGCAACUCAGCAUGAAUGUCCGUCGGCCGUGUCUCACUCGGUGUCCACAAAGGGGCAAUGCGUGUACACCUCGUUUGUUCCAAAUCUUGGAACCGGAAGAGACAUCUACAUAGUCAGGCACCUGGUUUCCACGAACGAGUUGGGUGCAGCGCGGCUCUUCUUCGACCGCUUCCCCGACGCGCCGCCGGACGAGCCGAGGAAGCACAUCGUUCUCGAUGCGCAGUUUUACAACGAGGAAAUAUUGUCGGUCCUGCUCUCGGAAGAAAGCGCGGAAGGCACCCCGGGCAGGUCCACCUUGGUCCAGUUGCCCCUGAAAAACGUCCAGAGCCAUUUCCUGCCAAUGGCAUUGGACGACGUGCUGACCGACUUGAACUUGUGUGCGGUGGACGCGGCCAGGUUUCUGGACAAGAUGAACUUCAGGUGCCUGGAGAACAUGCGGGCAGCUUCGUUUGCAGUCAGUGGGGCGAGGCACGUCGUCUGCGUGCUGUUCCAGUCCAGGCGGAGGGUCCGCACGUUUGAGAUGGACGUCCAAGAGGAGGAAGGCGAGGACGAAGACAGUCUCUGUAGAGACAAGGACAUGACGUACCUUCAGGACGAAGACAAGGAGAACAGCUUUUGAUUCCCGUCCUGGAGCUCCAGGAGUGUGGGGGAAGGGUCUUUAAUUGUGCAGAUUUUGUGUUUCAAGUGCGACACAGUAAAAACUUCCGUGAACCGAAAAAAA